AUGCGGCCAGGACAGCCAGACAUGCAGCGCUGGUUCUGCUUUCUCAGAGUGACAGAGAUGAGCUGGUCAACCAGCACCGGAGACCACGGCCAUGGGAUUGAGCCUGCCGUCUUGUUUGGUGUCCCCAGGUGUGCUGGCACGGUCGGAGCCAUCGUCACGUGUCCCCUGGAGGUGAUAAAGACGCGGUUACAGUCCUCGGGAAUCGCCCUUCAGCCAGUUUACUACCCUCAGGUACAGCUGGGGACGCUCAGCGGAGGAGGAGUCGUACGACCAACCACUUCCGUCUCCCCGACCGUUCUUCAAGUCCUCAAAUCCAUCCUUGAAAAAGAAGGACCAAAAUCUCUCUUCCGGGGGCUGGGUCCUAACUUAGUCGGUGUCGCUCCUUCCAGGGCCGUCUACUUUGCUUCGUACUCUAAAGCCAAGGAGCAGUUCAAUGCAAUAUUUGUACCUAACAGUAACAUCGUGCACAUGUGUUCUGCGGGAUGUGCAGCGUUUGUGACGAAUACAAUGAUGAAUCCGGUCUGGAUGGUGAAAACACGAAUGCAGCUGGAGAGGAGGGAGAGAGGAUCCAAACAGAAGAACGCUCUGCAGUGUGCCCGCUAUGUGUACCAGACGGAGGGGAUGAGAGGAUUCUACAGGGGCCUCACUGCCUCCUAUGCUGGGAUCUCAGAGACCAUUAUCUGCUUUGUAAUAUAUGAAGGUUUAAAGAAGCACCUGGAAGAUCUCCAUUUAGCCACCAGCAAUGGCAAUCCCGGCCAGAAAUCCUCCUCCAACUUCUUAGGAUUAAUGUUUGCCGCAGCUUUCUCCAAAGGAUGCGCCUCCUGCAUCGCCUAUCCACACGAGGUGAUCCGUACCAGACUGCGGGAAGAAGGCAGCAAGUACAAUACCUUCUGCCAGACGGCGCGUUUGGUGGCACGGGAAGAAGGCUACGCGGCGUUUUACAGAGGACUUUUAGCCCAGCUAUUCCGGCAAAUCCCCAACACUGCCAUUGUCCUUUCUACGUAUGAACUCAUAGUGUAUCUGGUGCGCGACAAACCCAAGUAAAUGGGGGGAGAAUCGCCCACCCCCCACCCCGAACAUUCGCACUGCGCACUGACCAAACACAGACUGGUGUACUGUAACGGCUGCCUGGCCGCUCCGUCAUCCGGAGGAUAUCGAGUUUUGGACUGUUUU
Messenger RNA from Nanorana parkeri, 1173 nucleotides. It is a transcript of the gene SLC25A33, whose product is annotated as solute carrier family 25 member 33. Lineage: Eukaryota; Metazoa; Chordata; Amphibia; Anura; Dicroglossidae. Gene Ontology annotation, cellular component: mitochondrion. The transcript is spliced from 7 exons. Gene Ontology annotation, biological process: pyrimidine nucleotide import into mitochondrion. The coding region runs from base 1 to 1044 and encodes 347 amino acids. The record is from RefSeq and is a predicted model, not a curated record. Gene Ontology annotation, molecular function: pyrimidine nucleotide transmembrane transporter activity.